Molecule: messenger RNA, 1554 nt
Organism: Penicillium brevicompactum
Lineage: Eukaryota; Fungi; Ascomycota; Eurotiomycetes; Eurotiales; Aspergillaceae
Exons: 2
Coding region: 1-1554 (517 amino acids)
Biological process (GO): carbohydrate transport; transmembrane transport
Cellular component (GO): membrane
Molecular function (GO): carbohydrate:proton symporter activity
Source: RefSeq, a predicted model, not a curated record
AUGAGUCGAUUCUUCGGUCUUCGGGGCAACAGCCUCAGCAUAUUGGCAAUAUGUGGUGUUUUGAUGCCUGCGAUCCUCACAUCCGGCUACAAUGCAGCCUCAUUUGGAGGCGUAUUGGAGCUUCAAAACUUCGAAGAGCAAUUCCCCGAAAUCGAUAUUUCUACCGCUGUCAACAAAUCAUAUGCAUCAACAAUCCAAGGCCUUGUCGUGGCGGCAUAUGCAAUGGGUGUCUUCUUGGGAACACUCUCUUGUGUCUGGCUAGGUGACUGGCUCGGCCGCCGACGAACAAUCAUGACUGGAGCAUCUACUCAAAUUGUCGGAUCUAUCUUGAUGGCAAGUGCGUACAAGCUCGGCAUGUUGAUCACCUCCCGUGUUAUACUUGGCUUUGGUACCGGUGUGUUCCUAGCCACCAUACCUCUCUGGCAGUCUGAGAUCUCUCCUGCCAAGAAACGUGGGGCCCAUGUCGCCAUGAAAGGGAUCUUUAGCGGUCUCGGGAGUGCUCUGUCACUCUUUCUCGAUUUUGGAAUGUCAUUCACACCCGGCAGUGUCUCAUGGAGAUUUCCAUUUGCAUUUGUGGUGUUGCUUUCGCUCGCUGUUUUGCUGUUCAUCAUUUACCUGCCGGAAUCUCCUCGCUGGUUGAUUCGACAAGGGCGCAUAUCCGAAGCCGGUGAGGUUUUAGCUGCUUUUAACGACACAUCUAUUGAAGAUGAAACAGUUCAAGCACAGAUCAAGGACGUUCAAAUGUCAUUGGACCUCGCCGGGAAGAAAUCCCUUGGACAGCUCUUCCACAUGGGACCCCAGAGAACCUUCCACCGGGCUAUGAUUGCUCUUACGGUCAUGUUUAUCAUGCACCUGACGGGAGCCACGGUCAUAACCUUCUACACAACCUCCAUCUUCGAAAACAAUCUCCAUCUCGGAAACUCGAUGUCUACCGUCUUAGCAGCCGUGUACCAAUUGGUCGGCCCAAUCGGUGGAAUCUUCUGUGUUCUGAAGAUCGAAGGACUCGGGAGACGAGUAUUACUCCUGGGCAGCGCGGUAGGAAAUGCCGUCUGUCUAGCCCUGGUGGCUGCACUCGGGACUCAACCGCAGAACCUGAUGGCGAUGCGUGGCUCCGUGUUCUUCAUCUUUUUGUUUCACUUCAGUUACAUCAUCGGAUAUGGUGCGAUUCCAUAUUUAUACACCACAGAGAUUGCGCCUCUGCAUUUACGAACAACUAUCAACAGCAUCAGCAUCAGCUGUUCCUGGGCUAUCAAUAUCCUGAUUACUCUGGUCACCCCCAUCGCAUUCAAUAGCAUGGGACAGACAUACUUUGUCAUAUUUGCAGGUUGCAACGCGGCAAUGGUGCCUAUCGUUUACUAUUUCUUCCCCGAGACCGCUGGUCGGAGUCUCGAAGAAAUGGACAAAAUAUUUGCCCUUUCGAAGGGAAUACGCGACUGUGUGAAUGUUGCACGGCUUCUUCCUCCAGGACAAGCCACCGACUUAUCGUCUGAGAAAGACCUCGGGCCGAAUUUCAAAUGUCCUGAGCUUCAAAUGCGCGAGGUACACUCCCCUUGA